UAAAAAGUUAAAAAUACCUAGCAUUAAGCCAAACAGAGAAACUGGAAUAAGCCAAUCCCAUUCCUUAAUCUGGAUUGAUUUUAUUUUCUGCUUGUUCACUUUGCUUCAGCAGCCAAGAAAUCGUAUCGAGGAGGAUAAACCCUUGUCCUCACAGAAACAGAUGGGAACGGUAGAAGCAGAAGAUGAUACUGUUUGCUUGGACGAAUCUUUCUUCAUCAACGACGACUAUCAGCUCACUACAUUUACGUUCGGGUCGCAAGUUAUUCAGCUCCUUUGUCUCCAAUCAGCUUCAACUGAUUUUGAUCUGACAGGGCAGUUGGUUUGGCCUGGUGCCAUGCUGUUGAAUGAUUAUAUUUCAAAGAACACAAAGAUGUUUCGUGGAUGUUCGGUUAUUGAGUUAGGCUCCGGUGUUGGUGUCACUGGAAUUCUCAGCAGCAGAUUUUGCUGUGAAGUUGUUUUGACUGAUCAUAAUGAAGAAGUAAUCAAGAUCCUCAAGAAAAAUAUUGAGCUCCAAUCAUCUUCUGAGUAUUCUAAGUCUUGUGCUGGAUUGGAAGUUGAGAGGCUAGAAUGGGGAAACUCAGAUCACAUCAACCAAAUUUUACAAAAGCACCCAAGGGGAUUUGAUCUGGUUCUUGGGGCUGACAUAUGCUUCCAACAAUCCAGUGUUCCUUUGCUUUUUGGUACUGUGGGAGAGCUUCUCCGCACCCGGGGACAAGGUCAAUGCAAAUUCAUACUAGCCUAUGUAUCUCGAGCUAAGAUGAUGGAUGUGAAGGUUCUUGAUGAAGCUGUUCGGCACGGAAUGCGGGUAAAUGAGGUGCCUGGGACCCGAUCUGUUGUUGGAAAUCUUGAAGGGGUUAUUUUUGAGAUCACUCUUCAAUAGGAGUAUCAAAUAUUUUCUGCCCAUCCAUUAGGAGCUUUAGCUUAUAGUGAAGAGCAAUAGAACCUUGUGAGUUCAUGGCAGAUGAUUGAUCUCCUUCUGACGACAGAGUGGCCGAACGUAAGAUGCAGUACUGGAAAGACCGGGUUCAAAGCUGAGGAUGCAUUUAGAACAAAUAGGCAAGAAUGGCUUCUGUGGUGUUUGGAGUUUGAUAUGCAAUUGCCCCGGUGAUUGCCCGUAUCAGUUUUGUUCUGCAAGUACAUUGUUUAGUGAUUUGGAAGAAAGGCAAGUCUAAGGAUGCCUGAAUUACAUUUUAGUCUCUUAUUCUUGGUUAUACUAACUUCACUUUAUUAUCUUGAUGUUGUAUGGAAAUUUGAGAGAUGACCCAUUCAUCAUUUUAUACAAGAUGUGCUAUUCUUC
Messenger RNA from Malania oleifera, 1297 nucleotides. RefSeq lists its product as uncharacterized. Gene Ontology annotation, molecular function: protein methyltransferase activity. NCBI's taxonomy places the organism in Eukaryota, Viridiplantae, Streptophyta, Magnoliopsida, Santalales, Ximeniaceae. The record is from RefSeq and is a predicted model, not a curated record. Gene Ontology annotation, biological process: protein methylation. Gene Ontology annotation, cellular component: nucleus. The transcript is spliced from 8 exons. The coding region runs from base 161 to 880 and encodes 239 amino acids.